UAAUCAGCCAGUCUGUUUUUUAUUCUUGGCCAGCAUGGAGCUGCCCUGCUGUGGCGGUUGUGUCGUCUGCUAGCCGCGCGAGAGAGCGGAGAAUGGGCCGGAGAGUCUACUCGGCGGUGGUUCUUUUUGGCGUUGUCGUUGCCGCAAUCGCAGCCGUUUUUAGACCGCACCGUCGUCAGCGUCGUUGUCACUUCACAGAUCUUUUCGGAUUGUUGUAGACUGUUCUUUACUUUGUAUUAAUUCAACGGCAAUCGCCCGCGUAUUUGUUUGUUUAAUUAUCGAGUUGUGACGUCAGUGGCAGAUUGCUUCAUGCCAGCGCUGUGGUUUAUACCUCUGGCUCUGGGGCUGUCCGUGGGCGUGGCGGCCCUGGAGAUAGCCACCAUCGAUCACCCAUGUGCCUACGCGGACACGGUGAACAUCACGGAUGGACUCCGUUUAAAGGACGGUUCGUACUCCUAUGCUGGACUGGUAAUUCCUCCCAACAGGAUAGCAGAGUACAGUUUCAAGGUGAUCGACGGAGUGCAGUACCGCGCCAAGAAGCACCUGCGCGGCUGCGCGUGCCUGCAGAAGUCGUGCAUCAGCUUCUGCUGUCCCCCGGAUCUGGUCUUUGACUCAAAGAACUGGAACUGCACGCAGCCCCACCAGAUCCGGGAGUCCACCCAUGUCGGGCUGACCUACGGCAAUGGGUCGGUGGAGAAUGUCCGCAUCAAGGACCGAUUCCUGGUGCGCACGGAACUGGGCUGCCGGAACAAGUUUGUGGAUCGGAAGCACGAAAACUUCUGGAAGUGGGAUCUAUUCGAGAACGGCACGCUCUUCAGGGACGACCGGCUCUGGAGCACGGACGAGUACUGCUUCAGUCCCCUGGAGCACAAGCCCGAGCAGUGGGAGCUGACUCCGAUCAGCUGCGAGCGAUUCCAAACGGGCUAUCGGGUCUGGAUCUACGCCAUAUGCUGUAUUAUCGCCAUUAUCAUCCACAUCUUUAUCGUCUCCCUGCUGGCAUCCGUGAGAGAUGCCAGAAAGAGCCACUAUGGACACUUGGUCAUCUUGUACCUUCUUUGUACGAUCGUUGGCUACUCCCUUCUGGUGUACUUGGCCCUGAAGAAUCCUGUCAAGUUGUCCAAAGGGUCCUGCAGGAAUAUAGGCUUUCUGGCAUACACCUGCAUCAUGUUGUCCUUUGGAUUCCUGGCGAUUUGCAGCUUCGAUUUUCUUCUUAAGUUCCGCCAGAAGGCUAUGAGGAACUGGGUCCGCCAACUGUGGUAUACCUUGACUGUUUUGGCCAUCAUUGGCCUGCGGUUUGCUGUGUCCUUUGCCCAGGAUUCCAAGCUGCCAAAGCACUUCAAGCCUGGCAUCGGAGAGGACUACUGCUGGUUUGAUGUUCGUCUUUGGGGCAUUUUAAUAUACUUCUAUACGCCCAUCAUAAUCCUGUUGGUGUUCAGCUCUGUGUGCUGCCUAAAGGCAUACUUUUCCAUAUACGAACUGCCACCGGACACCCAGUACAUUCUCGGAAAUCAGUUGCGGAUCGUGAAGACCCACUUCUACGCAUUCAGUGCCUAUAUAGUGGGUGUAUUCGCCGUCUGGAUUCGCGAAAUAGUGGUCUACACAAUGGCCAGGCUGCGGGAGCACUUCUUCAUCAUUGACUUCUGGAGCGGCAUCUGCAUCCUGGGACUGGCCAUAGCUGGGUUCAUCCUGUUGCUGGGAAAGAAUCUUCACGUAAAGUCCUGGUGGGCCAUUAAUGUCGAGUCCAGCCAGACAGACCUAAGUGUCAUCAAUGCUCGAGUCUACAAAUUCGAUGAGAAAGGAGACCUGAAAUCUCCAGAUUCUCCCUACAAGGCUACAGUCACAUCACUAUAGUUGGUCGGGAUAUGAUUGCUUAUCCACAAACUCCGAUGUUUAUAGGAUAGUUUUCUUUUAGAUCCACAC
Molecule: messenger RNA, 1920 nt
Organism: Drosophila bipectinata
Lineage: Eukaryota; Metazoa; Arthropoda; Insecta; Diptera; Drosophilidae
Gene: mthl9
Product: methuselah-like 9
Molecular function (GO): G protein-coupled receptor activity
Source: RefSeq, a predicted model, not a curated record